Helianthus annuus (common sunflower) is the source of this 1689-nucleotide messenger RNA. RefSeq lists its product as uncharacterized. The record is from RefSeq and is a predicted model, not a curated record. The coding region runs from base 92 to 1378 and encodes 428 amino acids. Gene Ontology annotation, biological process: regulation of DNA-templated transcription. Lineage: Eukaryota; Viridiplantae; Streptophyta; Magnoliopsida; Asterales; Asteraceae. Gene Ontology annotation, molecular function: RNA polymerase II complex binding. Gene Ontology annotation, cellular component: Cdc73/Paf1 complex. The transcript is spliced from 15 exons.
ACCGUUAUAGUUUUAGUGUAUAGAAACUAGAGAGAGAUCAGAUAACUAACCAUCUCAUCGUUUCUUUUUGUCUCCACUGUUUUGGGGGUAAAUGCCAACUGCAUCGCUAAUUAUACACUAUCGCACCAUGAUAUUCACAAAUUUAUACGUCGGUGUUAGUACGCCGGUGCAUCAUCCUUCUUCUAACCGUUACGGCGGCAUCGCCGGUGGUACGCGUCCUUCUCCACCGCUUACUAUAAGAUGUUGCAGCAGCUCCGAUUCAAAUUCCGGCCGAGGUUUUGGACCGGCCGAGGCCUCAAUUGCAAAGGAUGGGGGUAAAAGUGCAGCGUCACGCCGGAGGAAAUCAGUACCACAGCAACCUGGUUCUAUACCUAAUCAGGCACCUGCAACAAAUUAUGGAAUGGACGGAACAUCCAAAAGCUUUACAUCCGAUCUUGAGUUUGAGGAAAAGCUUCAGGCAGUCAAAAGGUCGGCAUUGAACCAGAAAAAAGCCGAAGAGAAGAAUAUGUACGGAACAAUUGACUAUGAUGCUCCAGUUGCAUCAGAGCCUAACAAAAUUGGACUCGGUACUCAGAUUGGAGUAGGAGUUGCUGUUGUUGUUUUCGGGUUGGUGUUUGCUCUUGGAGAUUUUAGCCCUUCUGGAAGUGUCAAUUCGAAUAAAGAUGCCGUCAUAGAAAAGAAUACAUUGUCACCAGAAGAGAAAGAAACACUUCAGACACAGCUGCAACAAUAUGAAGCAACACUUAGCACCUCCCCAGAUGAUCUUGUUGCUCGUGAGGGAGCAGCUGUAACCUUAACAGAAUUAGGAGACUAUACCCGGGCAGUGUCCAUGCUUGAAGAUUUGACCAAGAUAAAACCUAGUGAUCCCGAGGUUUUCCGUUUACUUGGAGAAGUAAAGCUUGAGUUGAAGGACUAUGAAGGUAGUAUUGCUGCCUAUAGGACUUCCGCAAAGAUUUCAAAUAAAAUGGAUUUUCAAGUUCUGCGUGGUCUCACAAAUGCGUUGCUUGCUGCGAAGAAACCUGAUGAGGCUGUUAAGAUCCUUCUGGCAACUCGUGACGGUUUGGAAAGAGAGAAAUUAAAUCAAGAGAACAUUGGAGGUGGUAAUCGUCAAAUAGAUACAGAAUCUCAAUUGGACCCUAUUCAAGUUGAAUUGCUUCUUGGAAAAGCAUACUCAGACUGGGACCAUGUCAGUGAUGCCGUGUCUGUUUAUGACCGACUCAUCUCUAGCCACCCGAAUGAUUUCCGGGGUUACUUAGCAAAGGGAAUUAUCUUAAAAGCAAAUGGGAAAAUUGGAGAUGCAGAGAGGAUGUUUAUACAAGCUCGGUUCUUCUCUCCAGAGGGAGCCAAGGCGGUUGUAGAUCGUUACUCUAGACAAUAACCGUGACUUAAGGUCAUGGUUGUGGGAGGGCACAUUGUAAUUAGUACAACUGUUAUGAAAGUUUUGAUCUAGGGUUUGUAAUUGUCAAGAGUCACAUCAAAGUUGCCAUAUGUGCCUCAUAUGAAGCAUAAGGGCUUCAACUUCAACACGAAGCACCUGGUUAUAUAUCGGGUUACCAUGAUCAAUUUUUUUCUUGUCAUUUUAUGACGGGUCAUCUUAAAGUACUAGAUUGAAUGAAGUUGAUGUAUGAUACAUGCGGUAUUUGCUUUUUCUUUGCAAAUGAUUAAUGUAGUGCAUGACUUGCAAACUAA